Messenger RNA from Iphiclides podalirius (scarce swallowtail), 249 nucleotides. The record is from the annotation of a GenBank genome assembly. NCBI's taxonomy places the organism in Eukaryota, Metazoa, Arthropoda, Insecta, Lepidoptera, Papilionidae.
AUGCUCCGAGCGGCCCAUUUGUCAACCUUAGCCCCCCUUUCGCCCCCACGCCCCAUCGCCCCCACGGGCGCCCCCGCGGACCCCCGACGACAAAAGAAACGCGAGCGCCAGAUGAAACUAAAGCCAUGUCAAUAUCGCAAUAGGGCCGGCCGCGGCGUAGAAUACGUCAGAGCGACCGCGCCAGUGGAUCAGCCGCGAGCGGCCGCCGGCGCGCGGUCCCGGAUCGAAUCCAUCACCGGCGGGCCAACG